This is a messenger RNA of Pseudomassariella vexata, 660 nucleotides long. RefSeq names its product acyl-CoA N-acyltransferase. Bases 1 to 660 code for a protein of 219 amino acids. The transcript has a single exon. Gene Ontology annotation, molecular function: acyltransferase activity, transferring groups other than amino-acyl groups. The record is from RefSeq and is a predicted model, not a curated record. NCBI's taxonomy places the organism in Eukaryota, Fungi, Ascomycota, Sordariomycetes, Amphisphaeriales, Pseudomassariaceae.
AUGUCAAAUUCUACAGACAUCAUAAUUGUUCUGCGACAGAUAAGCGACCUUGCAGCGUUGGUUGAGCUCUUCAAAGCCACCUAUCAGGCCAGCAACUACCCGGUUGAUGGGCCACCAGGUCAUGACGACAUAGACCGGUGGCUCCCGGUGUAUUUAGGAGGUGAUGCGCUGGUAGAAAUACUCGCCCUGGUACCUUGCCGUGCUGAGGACUCUGAAGCUGGGGCGAACAAUGGCGCCAGUAGGGAGAAAUCCAUGAAGCAACCACAGACGUCAGCCUCGCCUCCUGGUCGAAGGAAAGUCCUGGGACACGUCAGUCUGAGGCGUGUUUCCGAGAACUCAAUCACCAGCAAAAUGUGGCGUGAUGCUGGUUUCAGUCAUGACGGCGACUUAUGGGAGGUUUGCCGACUUGCAGUUGAUCCGGAUUUUCAGGAAAAGGGGAUAGGCCGUCGAUUAUUGGAGGCUACUGAGAUAGAGGCGCAGAAAUCUGGAGCGAAGUUGGUACUGGGAGUCCUGGAAAAGGACACGGUUGCUAUUCGGAUGUACGAAAGGAAGGGUUGGAAGGUGUUUGGGAAGGACAAGUUGGUCAGACAAGAUGGAAAAUACCAUACUGAGUACUUUUAUAUUCAUGAAUCGGACAACCGAGGUUUAAUUAUUAGCUAG